GUGAGGGGCCGCCAUAGCCACGGCCAUGGCGCCGCCCGCGCCGCCCCCCUCUCGCGUCUUCGCCGAGCUCGACCUGGCCCCGUCCCCGGCCUCGGAGGCACGCGUGGAGCCUGCGGCGCUGCCCGGGCGGGAGGUGCAUGUGAGCGGCAGCGCGGAGCUGAGCGCCCGCCCGGACCGGGCGCGGGUGUCGCUGCGGCUCGGCAGCCGCAAGGAGGCGGCCGUGGCGGCGCGGAGCAGCGUGUCCCGCCGGCUGCAGUACAUCGCUCAUACCGCCCGCCUGCACGGCAUCCCGGAAGAAAAUAUGACUGUAACAGAAGAUUUUAGUAGAGUAGAAAAUACUUACCAAAUGGAAGCAGAGGUCUGUAUCAUAUUCAGUGAUUUUGGAAAAAUGCAGAAUGUUUGCAAUCUACUCAUUGAAAAGUUAGGAACCUCUGUUACCAUCAAUCCACCUCAUUUCUACCAUACACCAGAAGCCAUAGACACACUUCGCCGCCAAGUGUGUGUCACUGCCGUGGGAAACACACGCCGGAAGGCCCAGGAAGUCUGUCAGCUGUUUGGCCAGGCCUUGGGAAAGCCUUUAUUGAUAAAAGAAGAGGAAACAAAAGAAUGGGGAGGCCACAUAGACAGUCACCUGUCACACUCUGCUGAUUCACAGACUCUGCAAGAAAGAAUCCAAAAUGCUACUGCUUAUGCAUCUUGUAGAGUGUUUGCUGCAUUUGAGAUAAAGGGAAAAGAAAACAGAAGAAGCAAAUUGCCCUAGAAACCUUCAAAUCCUACACAUCUUAAUAAAAUCUUUAUCCUUACUUGUGAUUUUUGAUGUUUUUAAUUCACUCUUGUGGUAAGUCUGUCCUCUAAAAUUAAGGUUACAGUUAAUUCUGAAAGUACAGUUCACAACUGCUUUUUUUUUUCCUGGCCCCUGUAAAACAGCAAGAUAUUUGAUGUGCCAAACAUUUGGCACACCUGGCUGAAACUGUGCUAUAUCUGAAACUGUGUUUACCUUUCCUCCCAAAACUGGAAGGAAAUUAAUCCCCAUUGCAGAGUCGUGACAAUCUGAACAGGCAUUGUGUUCACCUCUGACAAAAGUGAGUGUCCAACAUAAAACCUGCUUAGGAAUGUUUUAUUUCAUCAUAGGAAAAAAAUAUACAUUUUAUCCUGGUGUCUGUUUGCUCAGUUUUAAAAAGGACAUCUGUUAUCUGGAUGUACAUUACAUGUACAGACACUGAAGUACUCAGUCAUGAGGGUAGAGUUUUUUCAACCAUGGCUGCAUAAUGUAUUUUGAUCCAUCAUAUCCACUGAAGUAGGUUUCCAUAUCAGGGUGAUACACCUGAAAAAUAAAUAUUUCAAGUUGAAGAAGCAUUAGAAUUGGCAAUAAAUAUAAACUGAUACUUAAAUGAAGUAGACUACAUUGUUUGAAAACUCCUGAUGAGUCUUUAAUGUACAUAGAGAUACUUUCAAUGACAUUUUCUGUGUACCAUAACUGAAUUUCUGUCAUCAGAAUAGCAAUUCUAUCCAAGUACUUUACAAAUGUUGAACAGAUCUCCUGAGAUGUUACAAACUAGAUUUACACCAGCAUCAAUGUUUAAAAUCAGCGCUGUUUCUUACUGAAGUAGUUCCCACUUGUGUUGCUCCAACUUAUGAACCUCUAACACUUGUUAGAGGUAUUUGGUAUUUCUUUUAGCUGGAUCAGUUAUCUAAUCCAAUGAGGCAGCAAGAACAGUAAAGAAGCUGUGGGGGAAAUGGUGAAGACAGACCCAGGAGAUGACCCUAGGUCCAAUAUGAAGAUGCAAACCCACCAAGGACAAUCCAAGCCUUGUCUUGGUGCAGGAAGCCCACAGUGAGUGGCUCAGAACUGUCAGCUGGAAAAGGGUCGUGACAAGUCGAAGCAUUUUCUGAUCUCUCAACUCUUCAAGAAAUUACUGUGCCUGUUAGGCUAUGAAAAGGCUGAGUAAGGGCAAUCCACAGACCUUUUGAACUGGAGGCAUGACUCACCAUCUGUUAAUAAUCUCAGCUAGACAACUUUGAAAUACCUGGUUUUGUGAGCUUGUUACCAGUAGUUUCUCCAAUAAUCUGCGUGGAGAAUUAACCUGCCACGUGGGCAAAUAAAGCAAUUUGAUACCUUAAAAGCUAAUUCCACAAGGUAAAUAUUUAAGAUUAAGUAUCUGUUUCUCCUGAUGGAAUAUAAAGGAAACUGAAGGUAGCCAGCUAACUGGCAUAGUGGAAGGUGCAUUUUUUAGACAGCGUGGGCAGAAUCCAGUUUUAAAUGUUUAUGAUACUCAUCUGGAACGGCAUAGUUUCUGCUCCUAAAUUCAGGCACGUUGGCAUAUUCUAUAUGACAAUUGGUGGCUAAACCAGAAUGGACUGAACUAAGACUUCUCCUGAAUAAAAGAGGUGAUUGUGUCACACUGUGGUUGAGACGGGUCCUUUAUGUGCAGUAGCACAGUUUUGAGAGAGAGCAUGGAGAGCCUUCAGGCCAGGCUGACUUACACAAUUCCUUUGGGAGGUUUUCCCAAAAGGCAGAGGAACGUGCCAAUUUUUAAUCUGCCCUGUUUGACUAGACCAAGUGUCUCCUGUUAGGUGAAUGGUUCAUCUACUUGCUGUUUUUUUUAAAUACAGACCCUGCCACUGUCCACAGAGAAGGCAUCCACAACAGCAUAGGGUUCCCUUGCAAAAAGCCACCUGUAUGUGGCAUGCAUGCCUGAAGGCUGUUUUCUGGCUCAGAGUCUCAGACUAGUCUAAAAAUCAGGUGUGCCUUGCAUAAGCCAGGAAUCAAAAGCUACUUCAACCCUGAUACACAAAACAGAAUUUUGGCUCCCGAAGAACUUUGCAGAUAAGAAAGAAGACAUUCUUCAGUCUGGGCAGCAGCUGAGCAGGAGCUGUUUGAAAUGGAGAUUUUUCAGAGUAGAAUUGAGAAACUAACAUACUUUACUAGAUCCCCAGAAUAUAUAUAAUGGAAAUCAAGUUGCCAAAACACUUACAAACCUCAGCAAUUGGAUACUUCAAAGUGGGUACUACCUGAGUUUGGUCAUUUUUCAGCUUCAAAAACCCAUGCUUGAAAGUACAGCAGUAAUUUGUUUAUCUGCUUUCUCUGUUAGUUUUCACUAACUUUGCAUCCUAGCUGGUAUCUAUUAAGCCAAAGGUCAGCCAACUUUUAAACAUACAGGAUAACAAUCAAGUUGCAGUUGAAUAAAAAUAAAUACUACCUCUAAUCCCAUAAUAACUGUUAUCUCUUCCUCAGAAACAUAAGCUGUAGAUUUGCCAAAUCCAUUUGCUUUGUUAAUUAGAAUUCGAUAGUG
Molecule: messenger RNA, 3293 nt
Organism: Camarhynchus parvulus
Lineage: Eukaryota; Metazoa; Chordata; Aves; Passeriformes; Thraupidae
Gene: IRAK1BP1
Product: interleukin 1 receptor associated kinase 1 binding protein 1
Exons: 4
Coding region: 26-760 (244 amino acids)
Biological process (GO): immune response; canonical NF-kappaB signal transduction
Source: RefSeq, a predicted model, not a curated record